AUGUCGCAACCGUUGAAACUCGGAUUUUUGACGAUUUUCUCACUGCUAUUGAUCGCAAUUCACCUGCCCAGUGCGAAAACCUCCCCGUUGGAGUUUAACGAGCGAGACCCGAAUGCCGACCUCGGGUCGCAUGGUGGAAUUGGCCCUGGAAAGCUGGGUGCUGUUGCUAGCGAAAACUCGAUCUGCUCCCGUCAUGGAUCUGAUAUUUUAAAGAAGGGCGGAAACGCUGCUGAUGCUUUGGUUGCAACCGAGUUUUGUAUCGGUGUGAUAGCCAUGUACCACAGUGGGAUCGGUGGAGGUGGCUUCAUGCUCGUGAGAUCAGCAGAGGGUGAGUAUGAGUUUAUUGAUUUCCGAGAGACGGCGCCGGCUGCGGCAUUCGAGGACAUGUACAAAAACAAUGAAGAUGCUUCUGUAUACGGUGGACUGGCAAGUGGAGUACCGGGCGAAGUGCGAGGUCUUGAGCACCUCCACAAGAAAUAUGGCUCGCUUCCAUGGUCCACUGUUGUCGAGCCCGCUAUCCGCACAGCUCGUGACGGAUUCCCUGUCACAGAAGAUCUUGUCAAAUACAUGAAAUCUGCUGUUGGCAGUGGAGAGGAUUUCCUAUCUAAGAAUCCCACGUGGGCAAUUGACUUUGCUCCGAAUGGAACCAGGCUUGGGCUGGGCGAUAUCAUUACACGAAGCCGGUAUGCGGAUACCCUCGAGGCUAUUGCACAGCGUGGCGCGGAUGCAUUCUACUCGGGUCCUAUCGCAGAGACUAUGAUCAAUGCACUCCAGCGCGAAAACGGCACAAUGACACUCGAAGAUCUUAAAAAUUACACUGUGGCUAUUCGGAAUGUCUCUCAGAUAGACUACCGUGGCUACAAAAUCACGAGUACGUCGGCCCCCUCGAGUGGCAGUAUCGCCCUGAGCAUUCUGAAGAUUCUUGGGACAUACAAGGAUUUCUUCUCGACUGAACAAUCUGUGAAUUUGAGUACCCAUCGGUUGGACGAGGCGAUACGAUUUGGAUACGGCGAGAGAUCUAAAUUUGGCGAUCCCCUCUUUGUUGAUGGCUUGGCCGACUAUGAGAAAGAGAUUCUGAAUCAGUCUACGAUUGAUGAAAUUCGAUCCAAGAUCUCGGACGUGCGGACUCAGAACGUAUCUGCUUAUGAUCCAGCUGGACUGGAAAGCCUGGACACCCCUGGAACUUCCCAAAUCGCAGUAGCUGACCACACUGGCCUUGCAAUUUCGGUAAUCACCACAGUCAACUUAUUGUUCGGUAGCCAGGUCAUGGUCCCAGAAACCGGUAUCAUCAUGAACAACGAGAUGGACGAUUUCUCUAUCCCUGGAUCGUCAAACUCGUUUGGUUAUAUCCCCUCUCCAUCCAACUACAUUCGCCCUGGAAAACGCCCCCUCUCCUCUAUCACGCCUGCGAUAGUUGAGCGAUCCAACGGCAAGCUAUUUUUGAUUGCGGGGUCCGCAGGAGGAAGCCGUAUCACCACUGCCACUGUCCAGAGUAUCAUUCACUCCAUUGAUCAGGGACUCUCCGCCGCCCAAGCGUUGGCCAAGCCCCGUCUGCAUGAUCAGCUGGUACCAAACCAGGUCACCUUCGAAUACAGUUAUGACAACGCAACUGUUGCCUUCAUGAAGGAACGAGGCCAUAAUGUUACUUGGGUUGCUCCGGGAAAGAGUACUGCCCAGUUGAUCCGGGUCUUGCCCAAUGGAACAUUCGAUGCUGCUGGAGAGCCGAGGCAGCUCAACUCGGCCGGGUAUUCUGUAUAG
Messenger RNA from Penicillium verrucosum, 1758 nucleotides. Its product is annotated as gamma-glutamyltransferase. Gene Ontology annotation, molecular function: glutathione gamma-glutamate hydrolase. Gene Ontology annotation, cellular component: plasma membrane. The transcript is spliced from 7 exons. NCBI's taxonomy places the organism in Eukaryota, Fungi, Ascomycota, Eurotiomycetes, Eurotiales, Aspergillaceae. Gene Ontology annotation, biological process: glutathione catabolic process. Bases 1 to 1758 code for a protein of 585 amino acids. The record is from RefSeq and is a predicted model, not a curated record.